CUGCAGUGUUGUUGAAGGAAGCGUGUUUUAACGUCUGCUAGUUGGCUAGUAUCACGACAGUAUGCGUUAGCUAUCAGUCCACGUUAGCAACGAGGAGCUUUUCGUAGCAUGUAGCUUACCGUUGAGAUAUUUGUUAUUUUAAAAUGGCUGAAAUAGAAACUUCAACCCGUAGAGGGUUUCUGGGCUUUAGUCCAGUGAGAAGAGACGACGCCAACAAGGAGAAUAAUGUCCCAGUGUUAAGCCUGACUAUGUUCUCAAAAGCGCCUUUUGUAUCACUUGGAACAGUAAAGUUGGGCACCUCGAAGUCGGCUGUUCUUCGAAUUGAAAACCCAACAGAAGAUUCAGAAGCGGAGGUUAUUGUUGAAAAGGUUCCUUCAAGCAAAGGCUUUUCAGUGGAUCGACGCACGUUCAAUGUCCAGCCUCAGGGCUCCUUCAGUUUAACCAUAACCUGGACCCCUACUGAUGAAGGUGGAAUCAGAGAGCUCAUCAGCUUCAGUGCGAACGGGGUCCUCAAACACCAGGCGGUGCUGCUGGGGAGAGCAGAAGCCCCCAAAAAGAAAAAGAAAAGCUUAUGGGACACAAUUAAAAAUAAAAGGGAGGGGGAGACAGUGGCAGCCCCCAGGAGCAAGAAAUCUGAACCUUCCAUGAAGAUGUCAGUCAAUAAAACUUUUCAAGUCUCCCGAAAGCAGCAGUACAAACGAGACAAACCUCGCAGUCCCCUGGCUUCCCUCAAUGACGGCAAAGCUGCGAGAGAGCGGUCCCUCACUAAGCACAGUCCUGCUGGAGAGCAUCCUUGGAAAUCUCUGGACAUGUCAGACCAGGAGAACAUCAGCCACACCCACAAGAGCUCGCCACUAGUUCUACUCAAUCCAACUGCAAAGAUGAUGGACUCUAGCAGCGCGUCUGCCAAUCCAGGCUUCUUUGCAGAAAACAAAGAUCUUUCCAAAGUUCUUAACAGGACUCUGUCUCCUAUUGGAACGCCAGAGAGGUUCAAGAGACUCAUGCCUCAUAUUCAGUCAGAGAGUCCAGCUCCUGCAUCUCUAAAGUCUGAGUCUAACUUUGACAGCUUGUUAAGCGAGACCUCAGUCCCCUCUUUGAAAGACGCCCUGGCCCUUAUCGACUCUGAUCUGUGCCAUAUUAACACCAGCCCCCAGAGCACUAGUUCUGCCUGUGAGUUUUCCGACUCGCUGGAAUCCAAGAGUGGGAAUCACGAUGUCUUCAAAGCGUUACCCAACAGCCCGGAGCUGGUUGAGUCAAACGAGCCAAGGCUGACCUUCUUUGUGAGCAAAAAGGUUUCCGUGAGCGAGGUUGUUUCAGUGGCGGAGUGCGAUACAGCCGUGGAAGGAGUCAAAAAGGCUCCUUUUACCUCGGCCACAGUGGUCAAGGGCAAAGCACCAGUUGAGCCAAACUGCGCAAGCGAAAGGAAAAUUAGGAAGUCAAGGCGAAGGCUUUUGGAGAAAACCCUGGAGGUGACGGACGGAGACAGGCAGAGGGAGUCUGGACCACGUACUCCGAGGCUUCCAGUUAUCGACCUGGACAGCGGAGAUGCAAAAAGGCGAAACUCUGAGGCCUCCGGCUCCUGGAGCAAUAACAGUUCUCAGGUCCUGGAGUUUACAUCCUCCAGUCCGACCCCACGGCUCAGCAGCUCGCCUACACCUGUCACCUUCCCCAUCACCUCACCUCCGUCCACAGCUCCCUCUACAUUCCUUUUCUCGUGCACUUCCCCACCGCCUGCUCUACCUGAUCCCACCACCUUGAACCCUUCAGCCCCCUCACACCCAGCCUCCCCUCCUCACCGCCACCGCUCAUCCAGCUGUAAUGGGUAUGAACAGGCUCCGACUGCUUGCGCACCUCUGUCUGUUCAGGAAGACCUCUUUCCAGUGGUGGCAAACAGCAAAAAGAGGAAGAGCGAGGAGUUUUCCAAAAGAGAUGCCAAGGUUGGAGGCGUUGAGAAAACCGACCGGGUCAAAAGGAGCAGGGUGGUGUCUGUAAAGACAGAGCCCAGGCGAUCAGUACAGGAGAGGAGGAGCGUGUCACAGAGGCAGCAGCUCCGAGCAGCAGGCUCUGUACGCUCAACCACCACAUCCUCUCUAAAGAGCAGCAGAGCUGCCGUUCCAGCCCACACAAAGCAGCCGGGUUCCAAACUCACCUCCCGAGGUGCUUCAUCUUUGAAGGCAGCCAAGGUCGUUGCUGUGGCACAGUCGAAGCUGACGUUCGUUAAACCUGCUCAAACGGCAGCCAUACCAAGACACCCGAUGCCGUUUGCUGCACAGAACAUGUUUUAUGAUGAGAGGUGGAUUGAGAAGCAGGAGAGGGGCUUCACGUGGUGGAUCAACUAUGUCCUGACACCCGACGACUUCAAAGUCAACACUGAAGUUGCUAACGUGAAUGCCGUGUCCCUGGCCAUGGGCAGUGCUCACUUCAGUGUCCCUAAAGCUCCCACGAAGGAGGAGAUGUCCUUUAGCACCUACACGGCUCGACGGAAGCUGAACCGCCUCCGUCGAUCCGCCUGCCAGCUCUUCACUUCUGAGGCCAUGGUGAAGGCUAUUCAGAGGCUCGAGCUGGAGGUGGAGGCCAAGCGGCUCCUUGUACGGAAAGAUCGCCACCUUUGGAAGGACAUAGGUGAACGCAAGAAGGUCCUCAACUGGCUGCUGUCUUACAACCCACUGUGGCUGCGGAUUGGGCUGGAGACGAUCUACGGGGAGUUGAUCUCUCUGGAGAGCAACAGCGAUGCCCUCGGCCUGGCCGUGUUCAUCCUCCAGCGGCUGCUGUGGAACCCCGACAUCGCUGCCGCGUUCAGACACGCCAAAGUGCCCCAUCUUUACAGAGACGGCCACGAGGAGGCGCUGUCUCGCUUCACACUGAAGAAGCUGCUGCUGCUGGUGUGUUUCCUGGACAAGGCCAAAGAGUCCCGGCUGAUCGAACACGACCCCUGUCUGUUUUGUGUGGAUGCAGAGUUCAAGACGAGCAAAGACCUGCUCCUGGCCUUCUCCAGGGACUUCCUAAGCGGAGAGGGGAUCCUCCCGCGGCACCUCGGCUACCUCGGGUUGCCCGUCUCCCACGUUCAGACGCCCCUGGACGAGUUCAGCUUUGCUGUGAAGAACCUGGCAGUGGACUUGAAAUGCGGCAUCCGACUAGUCCGUGUGAUGGAGCUCCUCGUUCAGGAUUGGAAGUUGUCAUCAAAGCUGCGUCUACCUGCCAUCAGCCGCCUGCAGAAAGUCCACAACGUCGACGUCGCUCUGCAGGUGCUCAGAAGCAAAGGAGUCGAUCUGAAGGAUGAACACGGCUCCACUAUUGAUUCCAGAGAUGUUGUGGAUGGACACAGAGAAAAGACGCUGAGCCUCCUGUGGAAAAUCAUCUUUGCUUUUCAUGUGGAGGUGAUUUUGGAGAAGGACCAACUGUGGGAAGAGAUUUGCUUCCUGAAGAGAACGUUAAAGACCAAACGGAGGCUUGUGUCCCUAAGGGCCGAUCGGGGCCUUCAGCCAAGUCCAGUGCAGAACUGGUCGCCAUACGAACACAGCAGCACCAAGAUCACCCUGCUGAUGGACUGGGUCCGUUCUGUGUGCGACUUCUACAACCUGAAGGUGGAGAACUUCACGGUGGCCUUCUCUGACGGCCGCGUCCUCUGCUACCUGAUCCACCACUACCACCCCAGCCUCCUGCCAGAGGAGGCCAUCAGUGCCAGCACCACGCAGACUGUGGAGUGCUCAACGAGGGGCCGCCUGGAGCUCAACUGCUCCGCCAGCGACUCAGACAGCUCCUUCGACCUCUCUCCGACGGGCCUGAACGGCCCUGACUCUCCAUCUGUGCAAUUUAAACAACUGCUGGAAAAUGAGAAAAACAACCUCAGGCUGGUCAACACCGCUGUGUCCUUCCUGGGCGGGGUUCCUGCCAUGAUCAACCCGGCUGACAUGUCCAACACCAUCCCCAACGAGAAGGUCGUGAUGUCGUACCUCUCCUUCCUGUGUGCUCGUCUACUUGACCUGCGGAACGAAACGCGAGCAGCGCGGCUCAUACAAGGCGCCUGGAGGAAAUACAGACUGAAGAAAGAUCUGCAGCUCUACAAGGAGCGGAACAUGGCUGCUAUGAAAAUCCAAGCACUUGUGAGGAGUUUUCUUUUGAAGCGCAGAACCCAGAGGCGGAAUCGAGCUGCCGUGGUCAUACAGGCAGUCUGGCGAGGUUCUGCUGCCCGCAACAGGUUGAGGUUACAAAGAGAAGCCCAGUGUGUUGCUCUGCAGCAUAAAGCAGCAACUGUGAUCCAGGCCCGUUGGAGGGGGUUCUCAGACCUGAGGGCAUAUCAGCGCCUCCGGUACUACACCAUAGUCGUCCAAGCACAAUGGCGGAUGAGGGUGGCGGCCAAGGCUUACGGAAGGAUUCGCUGGGCGGCCAUAGUCAUUCAGAAACAUUCUCGAGCACGGGCUCGUGCAAGACUGGAUCGGGAGCGCUACCUCCACCUCAAAACAGCAGUGGUGAAAAUACAGAGAGGCUACAGGAGAUGGAAAGCCCACAAAAUGGAGAGAGCAAAUGGUGCUGCCAGAGUCAUACAAGUCACAUUCAAGAAGUGGUACAAGAGGAAAAUGACCACAAGAUCCUCUGCAGCUGUAACAAUUCAGUCCUGGUACAGAAUGCAGAGAUGUGUCCAUCGGUACAGGAAGGCCCAGAAAAGCGCCGUGCUCCUUCAAGCCUGGUACAGGGGUCUGGUUCAGAGACGCUGCCUUCAGACGCUGAAGCUGCAGCACCGUGCAGCCACCGUCAUCCAGAGCGCCUUCAGAGGGCGUGCUGUCAGAAAGCAGGCGGCCAAGACAAGACGUGCUGCACUUACGAUACAGCGCUGGUUCCGGGCCUCCAUCCAAAGGGACAUGGACCGGCAAGCGUUUGUGAGGAUGAGACGAGCCGCUGUUACAAUACAGGCGUCCUAUCGUGGGAAAGUGGCUCGAGAGUGGCUGAUGAAACGACACCAGGCAGCAACAGUGAUCCAGGCAGCCUUUAGGAAGUACCUCACCCACCGUCGCUACCUCGUCCUGAGGAAAUCUGCAGUGUUAAUACAGCAAAAGUACAGGGCCACGGUGCUGGCUCACAAGACAAGGAAGGAUUAUGACUCGCUCAAAAAGGCAGCGCUCAGUGUACAAGCGCACUGGAGAGGCAAGGCUGCCAGGAAGAGGCUAGAACAGCAGCAUCGCUGUGCAGCAGUGAUCCAAGCUCACUACCGUCGGCACAAGGCACAGGCAGAGUACAGGUCAAGGAAGGCGGCAGCCAUAGUCCUACAGCGCCAGUACAGAGCUUAUGUGGCAGGAAAGGGGAUGAGGCGAGCGUAUCUGCAGACGAGAGCUGCCUGCGUUGCCCUUCAAGCUGGAUUCAGAGGCAUGAGAGUUAGGACGGAGAUCAGGCAAAAGCAUCAGGCAGCAACUCGUAUCCAGGCUUCACUCAGGAUGGUUUUGUGCAGGAAACGGUAUGUUCUUCUGCGGAGUGCGUCAGUCAUUAUUCAAAGCCGAUAUCGAGCACUUGUGCUCUGCAGAGCACAGCAGACUGAGUACAGAGCACUAAAGCAGGCCGCCAUAAGGAUCCAAGCUGUGCACCGCGGGUUCAAAGCAAGGGAGGAGCUGAGGAAAAGGCACGAUGCUGCCAGAGCCAUCCAAGCUCAGUUCAGGAUGCACAGAACGCGCGUGGCUUUCCUUGCUGCCAAAUGCGCUGCAGUCAUUUUCCAGGAGCGCUACAGAGCCAAAAUGCUCCGCGAUCAACAGCUGCAGAGUUACAAAGCAAUGAAAUCUGCUGCGGUGACGCUUCAGGCCGCGUACCGUGGUCACAGAGCCAGGAGGACGAUCAUGCAGAUGCACCGAGCUGCGACCGUGAUUCAGCGGGUGUUCCGCACCUACACAGACAGAAGCAGGUUCCUAGCUGUGAGAAAAGCAGCUUUGGUGUGUCAGCAGAGGUGCAGAGCCGUGAUCCUGGGCAGGAAAGCACGUCUGGACUACCGGUGGAAGCGCAAGGCAGUGGUUUGUCUGCAAGCCGCGUUCAGAGCACACAAGGUCAGAAAGCAGCUGCGUGUCCAGCAUGUAGCAGCUCUAACCGUUCAGGCUCAUUUCCGAACAUACAGACAGAGAACGUAUUACAAGAGGCUCCGCUGGGCGGCUGUGGUGCUACAGCGCCGCUACAGAGCCACCAACGCCAUGAGAGCAGAGAUGUCCGCGCUCAAAGCCAAAAGAGGUGCAGCUGUUGUCUUACAGGCUGCGUUCCGUGGAAAGAGAUCCAGGCACAUCCUCAAACAGAAGCAUCAGGCCGCCUCCGUCAUCCAACGAGCUUACAAGGCCCACUCUGAGCGGAGGCAGUACCUGACCCUGAAAUCUGCUGUUCUCACGCUCCAGCUGAGGUGGCGAGCUAACGCAGCAGCGAAGGAACAAAGGAGGCGACACCAGAACACGCGCAGAGCUGCUGUGGUCCUUCAGGCAGCGUUCAGAGGGUGGAAGGUCAGGAGAGACGCGGGUCACCAACACCAGGCCGCCACCGUCAUCCAGUCUGCCUUCAGAAAGCACAGAGAGGAGGUCAAGUUCCAGGCUAUGCGACUGGCCGCCAUUAUCAUCCAGAGGUCCUAUAGGAGCCUCGUUCUCCAGAGGCGAGAAAGAGAACACUUCCUCAGACAGAGACGUUCCGCUGUGGUUCUCCAGGCAGCGUUCAGAGGUCAUCGUGUGCGGGCCAGCGUUGCUGAGAUGCACAGAGCAGCUGCAGUCAUUCAGGCGAACUACAGGAGGCAUAAAGAGCAGUUGUCCUUCAGGAGACGGCGCUGGGCAGCCUGUGUGCUACAGCACCGGUUCAGAGCCCAGCGACAGAUGAACCUGGAGCUACAACGUUAUCAAGAGGUCAGAAAAGCUGCUGUUGUGUUACAGGCUGCGUGUCGGGGAAUGAGAUCCAGGAGGAGCGUCCACCAAAGCCACCGAGCUGCCGUGGUUCUACAGAGAGCUUACAGAGCGCACUGUGAGCGCAGGGGAUAUGUGGCAUUAAAAGCAUCCAUCCUCAACAUCCAGCGGAGGUAUCGUGCUUCUGCUGCAGCUAAGCAGCAGAUGCAGAAAUACCAAGACAUGCGCAGAGCUGCUGUGGUCCUUCAGGCAGCGUUCAGAGGGUGGAAGGUCAGGAGAGACGCGGGUCACCAACACCGAGCUGCCACCGUCAUCCAGUCUGCCUUCAGAAAGCACAGAGAGGAGGUCAAGUUCCAGGCUAUGCGACUGGCCGCCAUUAUCAUCCAGAGGUCCUAUAGGAGCCUCGUUCUCCAGAGGCGAGAAAGAGAACACUUCCUCAGACAGAAACGUUCCGCUGUGGUUCUCCAGGCAGCGUUCAGAGGUCAUCGUGUGCGGGCCAGCGUUGCUGAGAUGCACAGAGCAGCUGCAGUCAUUCAGGCGAACUACAGGAGGCAUAAAGAGCAGUUGUCCUUCAGGAGACGGCGCUGGGCAGCCUGUGUGCUACAGCACCGGUUCAGAGCCCAGCGACAGAUGAACCUGGAGCUACAACGUUAUCAAGAGGUCAGAAAAGCUGCUGUUUCUCUGCAGGCUGCCUUCCGUGGGAUGGAGUCCAGGAGAGUCCUUAAGCACAGUCAUCGAGCUGCCAGAGUUAUCCAGAGAGCGUACAGAGCCCACUCCCAACACGAGCAGUAUCUUAAACUAAAAUGGUGCGUCGUUGCCAUCCAGCAGAAAUACCGUGCCACUGUAGCAGCUAAAGCAGAGAGAGGCCGGUACCUGGAGCUGCGCAGGAGCACGGUGGUCCUUCAGGCAGCGUGCAGAGGCCGGCAGGUCAGGAGGGAGGUUGCCUGUCGGCACCAGGCUGCCACCGUGAUCCAGGCUGCCUUCAGAAAGCACCGGGUGGAGGUCCGGUACUGGGCCAUGCGGCUGUCCGCCGUCGUCAUCCAGAGACGCUAUCGCUCCUGCGUUCUCCAAAGACGAGAGAGGCAGACGUUCCUGCGAAUCAAGCGCUCCGCCGCCGUCCUACAGGCCGCGUGUAGAGGCUGGCGACUCAGGAGGGACGCGAGAAGACGCGAGCAGGCUGCGGUUGCGAUCCAGUCGUGGUGGAGAUGCUCCGUGCAGAGGCGCAUCUUCCUCAACAAACGGGAGGCAGCUGUGACGCUGCAGCGGAGGGUCCGUGCGGAGCAGCUCGGCGCAGCACAGAGGAAGGACUACACCCGGCUGCGUCGGGCUGUCGUCACUCUUCAGGCUCACUGUCGAGCCUGGAUGGGAAGAAGACAGGCUCUGGAGGCAGCCAGGGCAGAGAGGAGGCUCCAUUUUACCUCAGCGGCCUUCCAUCAUCUCAAUGCCAUAAAGAUUCAACGAGCUCUGAGAGCGCACUGGGCUCUGGAGUCGGCUAAAAGACAAAUCCACUCUGUUGUCACCAUACAGCGAUGGUUUAGAGCGAAGCAGCAGAGGAGAUGCUAUCAGGAGGACAGGAGGAGGGUGGUGAAGGUCCAGAGAGCCGUGAGGCGCUGGUUAGCCUGUCGCCACAAGGCCGCGUCCGUCAUCCAGCAGGCCGCUCGCAGAUUCCUUCAUCUGAGGCGUCAGGAGAGGAUUCAGCAGGGAAUUGUCAAAGCUCAGGCGCUGUGGAGAGGACACCGCUCCCGCCGACUGAACGACAACCCCAAGGUGGUGAAGCUGAGACGCCGCUUUCGCCAAGUGUCCGCCAGCGUCCGAGAGGAGGACAAACUGUGCAACAAGACGUCGUCUGCACUGGACUACCUCCUGAGAUACAAACAGUUCUCCUACAUCCUGGAGGCCCUAAAGAACCUUGACGCUGCCACCAGACUGUCUCCUGAGUGCUGCGUGCGGCUGGUGGAGAGCGGAGCCACCGACGUCAUCUUCACACUCAUCCGCUGCUGCAACAGAAGCGUUCCCUGCAUGGACGUCAUCACCUUCUCCAUCCAGAUCCUCCUCAACCUGUCAAAGUACCACAAAACGAUUGAGGCUGUGUAUUCAGUGGAGAACUCUGUAGAGACGCUGCUGGAGCUGCUGCAGAGGUACAGAGAGAAGGCGGGCGACAAAGUGGCCGAGCGGGGGGGCAGCAUCUUCACCAAAGCCUGCUUUCUGCUGGCUCUGCUGCUGCAGGACAAGCACCGCGCUGCGGAGGUUAUGAAGAUGCCAAAGGCUCUGGACAGAAUACGCAGCAUUUACCGCCUCACUGCUCGGAAGCACAAGAUGGAUGCCGAACGAACUGUGGUCAGACAGAAGAUGAACGCGUCGCUGAACGGGAGCUACUUCGUACCAGUGACGCCGCGCAAACCUCGCCCUGCUCCAAAAUUUGCACCAGACUGGGUUCUAGGAAAAGACAAACUGAAAGAUAUUGUAGACCCACUUGGAGCAAUUCAAAUGGUGGCAGACACACUGUCCAUCAUGUUGUAAAUAGACUUUGUAUUUUAUUCUUCUUGUACUUUUUGCAGUUUUUAAUAAUGCAUUCCUGUGUAAAUAUUAAAAUGGGUUUGUUGCUUAAACACUGUUGUUUUGUGUACACCUUGCUUUCCUGGACUGGAUUCAUAAGACUGCUGGUGUCCAUCACUCCCAGUCCAUCAGGGCUGUGGCUGCCAAUCUGAUGGGAUAUUCACUACGUUGAACUUGAGUUGAGGGUGUGUGUUGUUGACAACAUUGUAUUAAUCUGCUUUUGACAAUUUAUUUCACAAACUGGAUGAAUGCACUGAAUAAAUCUUGACCAAUGUAAUUAAUAUAUUCUAUCAUGACACACAGGUUUCCGUAUUGAUCGUUAAGUUAAAAGUCAGAUUAUUUGUUUUGCUAUAGUAUAAUUUUAGUGGUUGAGUUUUAUGAUGUAGUCAAACCCAA
Betta splendens (Siamese fighting fish) is the source of this 9803-nucleotide messenger RNA. RefSeq names its product assembly factor for spindle microtubules (gene aspm). The record is from RefSeq and is a predicted model, not a curated record. Lineage: Eukaryota; Metazoa; Chordata; Actinopteri; Anabantiformes; Osphronemidae. Gene Ontology annotation, molecular function: protein binding. The transcript has 26 exons. Bases 144 to 9371 code for a protein of 3075 amino acids.